AUGCCGUCGUCAUUGGAGGAUGAACUCUUCCCAUCAACCCCAGGGAAGUUCAAGAUCGAGAGAAACCACGGCAUGAUGAACCGUCAAGUCUACCGUUGUUUCGCUUCCACCAGCACUAUGUUCUUGUGGGCCCUUUUUCUCAUCGCUCUAACCGCUUCUUAUCUAAGUUUCCAAAGCUUCGUCGAUUCCGGUAGCCGCUAUAUCUCCGCCUCAUGGGGAGGAAUCCAGUGGGAGAAACAAGUUCGAACCUCCGCACAAGUUCACCGGCAAGGUGGCAUGUCGGUUCUCGUCACCGGCGCAGCAGGUUUCGUUGGGUCCCAUGUCUCCCUCGCUUUGAAAAGAAGAGGAGACGGCGUCAUUGGACUCGAUAACUUCAACGACUAUUACGAUCCUUCGCUUAAAAAAGCUCGUAAAGCUCUUUUAACAAGCCACGGCGUUUUCAUCGUGGAAGGUGAUAUAAACGACGCUAAGCUUUUAGCCAAGCUGUUUGAUGUUGUGGCUUUCACUCAUGUUAUGCAUCUCGCGGCUCAAGCCGGUGUUCGUUAUGCUAUGGAGAAUCCUCACUCUUAUGUUCACAGCAAUAUAGCCGGACUUGUCACGCUUCUCGAGGCUUGUAAAACGGCUAACCCUCAGCCGUCAGUUGUUUGGGCUUCGUCAAGCUCCGUUUACGGUUUAAACGAGAAAUCUCCAUUCUCCGAAUCAGAUCGGACCGAUCAACCGGCGAGCCUGUACGCGGCGACGAAGAAAGCUGGUGAGGAAAUUACUCACACCUACAAUCACAUCUACGGUCUCUCCAUCACCGGAUUACGGUUCUUCACCGUUUACGGUCCUUGGGGAAGACCUGACAUGGCUUAUUUCUCGUUCACCCGAAACAUUCUCCAGGGAAAGCCUAUAACCGUUUACCGCGGCAAGAAUCAUGUCGAUCUGGCUCGUGAUUUCACAUACAUUGAUGAUAUCGUGAAAGGAUGUAUCGGAUCGUUGGAUACUUCAGGGAAGAGUACUGGUUCCGGUGGCAAGAAACGAGGACCAGCACCUUACCGGAUUUUCAACCUCGGAAAUACUUCUCCGGUGACGGUUCCGACGUUGGUGAGUAUUUUGGAACGGCAUUUGAAGGUGAAGGCCAAGAGGAAUAUUUUGGAUAUGCCUGGAAACGGCGACGUUCCGUUCACACAUGCGAAUAUUAGUUCGGCCCGAAGAGAACUCGGGUAUAAACCCACAACCGAUUUACAAACCGGGUUGAAGAAAUUCGUGAAAUGGUAUCUUUCGUACUACGGAUAUGGCAAACCUGUAAAUUAA
Lathyrus sativus (Indian pea) is the source of this 1296-nucleotide messenger RNA. The record is from the annotation of a GenBank genome assembly. NCBI's taxonomy places the organism in Eukaryota, Viridiplantae, Streptophyta, Magnoliopsida, Fabales, Fabaceae.